GUGUGUGUGUGUGUGGAGCUCAGUGCGCGAGUUUUCGCCAAACGACUCGCUUUAUAAACGAUGAUAUAGCGCCACGAUGACGAUCGAGAACAGGUAAAACGCCAUUUUUAGAGGAGGUGCCCAAAAUAUAUUUUAUAUACGACCGUCGUAAUAGUUAUAAUACGUAUAUUAUUAUACAACUGUAUAUAGGGUGGGCGCAUAAUAUAUUAUUGUUAUAGUGUGACGGUGUGACGGACAUAUUAUUAAAUAUCAGAAGGUAAUCGUAUGUGUGCAUAACGGAAAAGAAUUGCACGUGAGUGUGGGUGCGUGUGUUUUUAUUAUUUUUUUGGAAAUUAAUUCGCGAAAAAUGCAACACGUUAAACCGUCCGCGAAAGGCGACCCGCUGUGUCCGCUCGGAUUCCACCCGCAAGUCCGUUGGCCGACCAGAUGCAAACGGUGUUUCAGAGACUAUAAAGAUCAUUCUAACAGGAAUAAGGAUAAUGGCAAGUCAUCGCUUAGGAAAGAUGAUACUACACUAUCGACUCCUACUUUAAAUAACGAGGCAACAAACGAGUCAACAAGUUUGAAAAAUAUGUCAUCAAACAUAACAAACAAUGGUAAAAACUAUUAUAACUUAGACAAAGGUAGUGGAUCUAGUCGAAAGACUACAUCAUGGACAUCGACGCCAGACUUGACAACACUUUCAGAUAGUGUUACAUCUCAAGUUGAAAAUUUAGAAGAUGACGAACAGGAAAUUCCAGAAUAUACAGUUCGAAGAAGAACAAAUCUUUCACGCAAGGAUUCUAUGGAUGUACAUAGCCCAAGAAAUAGUUACAAUGGAGAUAUCGCCCAAUAUACACCGGUGCAUAUGAAAUCAACGCCAAAUGAUAAAAAUAUGUACGACGAUGACGAAGAUACUAUUAGUUUGGCUGAUUCUGAUACUACGACUGAUACCUAUGCGACUAUUAUAAAUGAUGAAGAUUUACACGACCAAGUAUUGCAUUUAAAAGCUGAAUUAAAAUUGACCAAAGCAAAAUGUGAGAAAGCUGAACGAGAAAAGAGUGAUGUUUUAUUAAGACGACUAGCGUCUUUGGAUACAACUCCGACAUCUCGUACAACAGCUUCUGAAUUGUUGAAGCACCAACAAAAAAUAAAUGAUUUGAAGUCUACUUGUGAAAGUCUCGGCGAUGAAAAGAGAUUGCUUACACAACGUGUUCAUGAGUUAGAAGCUGAGAUCAAUAAAAACAAGAAUACUAAAGUGAAGUCAGACGAUGCACAACUGAUUCGUUCUAAGUUAAUAGCUGCUGAAACUAAAAUUGAGGAUUUAACAGAAGAAAACAAUGAUUUAAAUAAAGAAAUACAUAAUAUGGAGCAAGAAAUGAGAGAUAAUUUUCGUGAGGAGCAGGAUAAUGAAUUUAUUAUGCUGAGAAGAGAAUUUGACCAAGUUUCAAAGAAUUGUAGAAUUUUAGCAUUUAAAUUAAAAAAAGCUGAGAGAAGAAUGGAAGAGUUAGAUAAUGAAAAGGUCGAAAAUGACAAAAAAACUAAAGAGUUAAUAGAACGAUUACAAAGUGAUUUAGAAAAAUCUAAAUCUAAUGCAACACAAGGGGAUCAGAAAAAAAGACCUAUGCUGGGCAUGAUACCUAAGUCUGCAUCAGGAGAAAGGGUUUCAAGAGAGUCGUUAACUCGAGGUGAUUCCCAAGAAGAUCCAGUUCAACUACAGAGGGAUUUACAAGAUUCAAUUGAAAGAGAAGCAGAUAUGAGGGAGCAAUUACGAUUUUCUGAAGAAGAAGCUAAAAUGUUGAGGAACAAAGUGAGUCGUUUAGAAGAAGAUAAUGAGUCAAUGGUGUUGCAACUCAAGAAAAUGGCCACAAAAACAAGUUAUCGCCCUACAAAUAUUGCUGAUAGAGAUGAAGGAAUUUCAGAUGUUGAAGAUGCAACAGAAUUAAAAUUACUUCUUGAGCUCAGUGAACAAGAAAUUACAGUAUUAAAAAGAAAAAUAGAAGAAUUUGAAGUAGAAAAGGAUCAAUUGAAAGCUAAAGUUUUAGAAUAUCAAACAAAAUUAACAUCCAAAAAAACUUAUAAACCAAUAUCAAAACCAGCGCAACCCAAGACUAAAGAGGUUAAAGCUGAUUUUGAUAAGCAAACAAAAGCUAUUAAACAGUUGGAAAUUAAAACAAUGGAUCUUGAAAGUCAACUUAAGAGUGAGAGACAACAAAUUGAAAAUUUGAAAUCAAUACAUAAAAAAGAAAUAAUAAACAAAGAAGAAAGUAUAAAAAAAAUACAAGAGCAAUCAACUUUUGAAGAAAAUAAAAAAAUGAUGGAUAUUCAAAAUGAAUUUGAAAAAAAAAUAAAAAGAAUAGAAAAUGAAUUGAUGAUGGAGCGAAAGAAUUACAAAGACAUUUUAAAUAAAUAUGACAUAUUGCAAAAAGAACAAAUAGAUGCUAAAAGUAAAAUGACAGCAGAAAAAGAAAAACUACAAUGUUUGUUAGAAAGUAGAAAAAAAGAUACAUUAAAAGUUGAACUGGAGUUAAAAACACUGAAAGAUAAAUACCACAAUUCUAUUGAUUUAUGGAAUAAAGAAAAAUUAGAAAUGCAGAAAAAGUUAAAGGAUCUAGAAAUAGCGCAUUCAAAUGAUUCAUGGAUAAAAGAGAAGGAAAAUAUGAAAAAGAAUUUGGAUGAAUAUUUAAAAGAAACAAGGGCAUUAAAUAAACAAUGUAAUCAGUAUACAGAACAGAUAGAAAAACUUAAGAAAGAUAAUGAGAGCUUACAACGAAAUUUAGAUGAUUUUGAAAAGGUUGUUAAAGUCCAGCACAGUAGGUCAAUGGAGACAGAACUAUUAGAAAAAAAUCUAAAAGAUAUGAAAAUUAAGGUAUACAACGAAGAACAAGCCAGAAAAACGGAAGUUGCUGCUUUAAAAGUACGCUAUGACAAUCGCAUGUCAGUUCUUUCUGAAGAGUUAAAAAACAGUCAGUUUCAAACUCUUAGGUUCAAAAGAGAACGUGAUUCGUAUAAGCAAAUAUUGGAUUCAGCAGAUUCUAACCAUCAAAAAGGAAAUUAUAAGGUGCAAAAUAAUGAUAACCAGAAAGAAGAAUUCUACGUCUUACAGCAACAAGUAUCUUGUAUGGAAGAACAACUUUCAGAAGCAAGACUUGAAUGUUCAAGGUUAAAAACAGAACUGGUGUCAGAAAAAUCAGCCUGGGAAAUAACAAAAUCAGAAAUGACAUCUUCUAUUAAUAAAUUGGAAGAAGAACGACUGUUGAAUUCAGGAAGAUCUAAAUUAACAGGUUUGAAGGCUAGAAUGGAGCUUGCAUGGCAAAAAGAACGGGAAGAACAACAACGUCUUUUACAAGAGACAUCAACGUUGGCUAGAGAUCUAAGACAAACAUUAUAUGAAGUUGAACGAGAGCGAGAUAAAGAUCGUUUAGAAUCAAAAAGGCGUAUAGAUCAACUUACAAAAAAUAUUGAGGUUGACCAACAAGAAAAUAGGAAGAAAACUAACGAGAUGCAAUGUGAUCUUAUGGAUUUACGAGAUGCUCAUGCAAAAUUAAGAACAAUAAAUGAAAAAUUAAGAAAAGAAAAAGACAAAAUAGAACAAGAAUGUGAGUCAUUAAGAUUAUGCAAUGUUCGGCUAAGAACUGAUCCUCAGCUUGAGGUUAAAAUUAAUAAUUUAUCACAGUUGAUCAAAAGUUUAACUAUAAUGGUAAAUGAAAACUAUGAACUGACAAAUAAAUCUUUAAACUCGAUAAUUGCACCAACACCACCGGCUAGAAGAAAAUCAUCUACGUCUAGAGAAGCAUCACCAGAUUUAAAUUCCAACCAAACACUAAAUAACAAUAAUAAUGAACAAAUCAAACAAUUAUUAAAUAAAGUUAAUGAGUUGACUAAAGAAUUAGUUAUAAACACAAAUCAACAAGAUGUCAGAUCAAAACGUGCAGUUUUUGGAGUCAGGUCGUCAUCAACUGAAAACGAUUUUAAUGAUAAGCCUCCAAUAAGAGGUAGUUUGUACAGAAAAAGUCUUUCACUCGAACAAAAUUUUGGGAAUACUGAUCAAGAUAUAUGGAAAAGAGAUGAACGUAGUCAGUCAAGAAAUAGACUUACUAAACAACCAAAUAGUUUUGACAGUCAACAGUCAAAUAGUUCUUCCAAAAGUGAUAUUGUAAGCGGAGAAAAAACUAAGAAAAAAGGACUUUUUGGCAAGUUAAAGAAGUUAACUAAAAGUUCAAAAAGCUUUGAUAAUGAUAGUGAUUUGUCCUUUAAAAGCAGUUCCAGCAUUUACAAUAUUGAUGUAUCUUCUAGUAAAGAUUCCAGAGGGAAACUUGCUGAUGUGUUUAAACCUUCAACAUUACCUAACUUAAAAAAGAGAGCAAUGUCUCCGUCAAUAUUUAGAAGAUCAGAAAGUUCAAGGACAUCUCCAUCACCAUCAGUACGUUCAGAUGAAUACGAAGAAAUCUCUUAGAUAGUUAUUAUUUAUUAACAAUAAUAGUAGAAUGUCUGUAGUGGUAUAUGAUCUAUUGCAUGCUAGUGCAAUUUAAUCUACUACAAGGGCAAUUAUAUUACUUAAAGUAUUGUAUUCUUUAUGUGGUAUGUCUUAUAUUUAUAAAGUAGGAAUAAUAUAAUUAUUGUUUGUGUAAUUUUUUCCAAUGAAAACAAUUUGAUUUUAAUUUUCCCUAUAAGCUAUUAGAUAUUAAUUCAAUUUUUGUUGUGUAUGUUUCACUUAAUGUAGCCAAGACCAGCGGUAUAUUGUGAUAAAUAUUGUAUUACAGUUUAAGACGCCUAUAUUCUAUAUCGUGAACAUGUUAUUUUUUUAUCUAGAUUACUUGACUUUUAAUAUGCAGAAUAUAUUUUUGAUUGCGUGGUAUAAUGAAAAAUAAACAGGAUAAUAUGGGAAUUCUUUGAUAAUUUUAAAAGUAAUUUAAUAUCUUUUUUAACAACUGCUUUGUGCAUAAUUAGUUUUUUUUUAUACACUGUAUUAUUGAUAAAUAAUAAUGUUAAAAAAAGAUAUUAAAUUUCUUUUAACAUGAUCAAAAUCUCUUUAUUUAAGUGAGAAAAUAUACUAUUAUUCUAUAAAACAAUAAUCGCAAAAUAAUUUUAUUAGUGUAAGUAUAAUAUAUAAACUUGUGAUUCUUUUAUUAAAAUUAAUUUAUCAUUACAAAAAUUACAAAUAUUUUUUUAUAAAACCACAGGAUCUACAAAAAUAUUAAUU
Metopolophium dirhodum (rose-grain aphid) is the source of this 5182-nucleotide messenger RNA. RefSeq names its product golgin subfamily A member 6-like protein 22. Lineage: Eukaryota; Metazoa; Arthropoda; Insecta; Hemiptera; Aphididae. The record is from RefSeq and is a predicted model, not a curated record.